AGUUGGCUCGAGUUGCUUCUUGUCGUUUUUAUCUGCUGCCCAGCGCCCGUCCACGGCAAAUGAAAAAUUUACACGUCAACAUAGCAGAAGUCGGGACAAAUUAUGUAUUAGAAUUUUGUUGAUUGAUUGUUUUUACACGUUUUUAAACUAUUUUGACACAUGAUGCACUAUUAUUAAUAUUAUUGGCUAUUUUUUGAAUGAAGGCUCUUCAAAUAACCGUCACCCAAGACGGCGAUAGGAGAGAACCCGAGCUAGGCAGCCGGAAGGGACACGGAUACACGAGCAUUGAUAUCAGUGAAAAACACGGUCGAAGUAACAGCCGGUCUCAGACAGACGACGACAGCAUGCAAGGCUCUUCAACUAAACUCAUUGUCUGCUUUUUUGGCAUAUUUAUAUGUUACUUCUACUAUGGAAUUGUACAAGAAAAAGUGACAAGAAGUACAUAUGGAGAGGGAGACAGGUUUACAGACUUUUUUUGUUUAGUUUUUUUUCAGUGCAUUGUAAAUGCCAUGUUUUCAAAAGCUGCAAUUGCCAUUACUAAGCCUGAACCAGACCCAACAACAUGGAAGCUGUAUGCUGUGUGUUCAACCACAUACUUAGGUGCAAUGGUUGCCAGUAACUCAGCUUUGAAAUAUGUCAGUUACCCAUUGCAAGUUUUGGGCAAGUCAUGUAAACCAAUUCCAGUCAUGAUUCUUGGUGUUUUAAUAGCUCAGAAACGUUAUCCCCUUCGCAAGUAUUUUUUUGUGUUGUUCAUUGUUUUUGGUGUUGCACUAUUUAUGUACAAAGGGGAUUCUCCCAGCAAAGGAAAUGCUGAUCAUGCAUUUGGUUUUGGAGAGAUCUUAUUGAUGGUCUCCCUGACCCUAGAUGGUCUAACUGGUGCCUCUCAAGAUAAAAUGCGUGGCGAAUACAAAACAUCUCCAUAUCACAUGAUGUUUAAUAUUAAUAAGUGGUCCGUCCUUUUUCUAUUCAUUAUUUGUAUAGUAACCGGGGAAUUAUUCCAUUUUAUGGAAUUUGUAGCAAAGUAUCCAAACACAAUUGUAAAUAUUCUUCUAUUUGGCUUAGCAAGUGCCUUGGGACAGAGUUUUAUUUUCACAACAGUAUCGUCCUUCGGACCGCUGACAUGUUCAAUCAUCACUACAACACGCAAGUUCUUCACAAUCCUUGGCUCUGUUAUACUCUUCAAUAAUCCACUUAUAUACCGUCAGUGGAUUGGAGUUGUCUUUGUGUUUGUCGGUCUGGGACUCGAUAGCAUGUACGGCAAAACAAAAAAGAAUUAAUAUAGUAUCUGAUAUGUAUUCUGUAUGUGUGAAAUUUCUGUGAACAAAAUAGUUGAAAAACAUUUGUAUAAAAACAUAUUGUAUAUUUCAAGCAUUUUGUUUACUUAGUAAACUUUUUUGAUUAUUAUAUAGAUUUUUGGUAUCCAAUGAUUUCAAAACACCACUGCCAGGGUUCUCUCUCACUAAGCCAAAAAUAUGACAAUGUAAUUCCUGUACCUAAAAAUCUUUGUUGGAUACAAGGUACUUAAUACCUUCGCAAAGUUUUAGAAUUGUUGAUUUGCUUCUCUUGUACACCUGUUUGGAAUGCCUGCUCCUUUUCUCUAGCUGGCCUAUGUUCCAAGAAUAGAAUUUUAAAAAUAACUACUACAACUAUAAAAUUAGUUGGGACAUUUUAAAUCUCAUUCCAGUUUGUUUACUUCAAUAGUUCAUAUUUUUCUAUUUUCUUCCAGAUUUUAAAAAAUUGUUGUUUUUCCGUUUUAUUCUUCUUCACUUCGCGAUUGUUGCAGGAAAAUUUCAUUUUUUUAGUCUUUAAUCUUGUUAAUGUACUGACUUUUUUCGCUUUUUUGAGGCAAUGGAAAUAAAGCAUCUCAUGAAUAUUCAUAUUGCCCAAUAAUCGGUUGGUUGAUCUUUCUGGUUUUUUUACACUUUUGUAUUUAACAUUUCAGUUUAUUGUUUGAAAUUACUCAUUGUAAAGAUGAUCAAUGGAUUAACAUAAAAUGAUAGAGGGUCGCUGGAUGUUUUACCUUAUGUAAUAUAUUAAUAAAAUAAUACCACCAUAAUAUUUAAUUUUUUAAAUUUCUUAAACAUCAUUUAUUAUUGUUGCUUACAUUGGCAGUGCCAUUACUAAUUCUUUAGUACUAUGAAGUGUCCCCCCUUAUUAGGAGUGUCCCGAAGAGGGUGUCUACAGUAUUCCUGAAUUUUUCAGCUUAAGGUUAUUAGUACUUACUAUUUUUGUUAAUGCUAAUAAUAUUAAUAAUAGUGUAUUUUUACAUCUAACUGAAUAUAAUACCUGUGAGAGAAAUAUGAAUAAUUUAUCAUGUGACCAAUAUAAAAGUCAAAAUUUUAUAAAGUAAAUUGUUGAAUAAUAUCAUAAAUAUAUUGAAUUGUAUACUAAAAUUAAUGCUGUAUCUCCUGAUAAACAGAGCCUAAAUUUAAAAGAAGUUCAUUUGCAAAGAAUACUUCUAAAAUCUUUAUAUUGUGUAAGAUGUUUUAUGAAUUGAAGAUUUUCUUUCUUUUUUAGGAUAAUAAUUUAUGUAAGUUAUUAACAUUUGUUAAAUAAAUUAGAACAAUAAUUUAUUUUUCAUGCCAUCUAAAAAAUGCAUUACUGUUUGGUUGGUACAGUAAUCAAUAAAAGUCUCCCUCUAAUUAAAGACCAUUCCAAAAUGAGCAUCAGUUUUAUUUUGUUAUAAUCAUUUUUCUAAUUAGAAAAGUGUUCUUUAAUUUGAGGGGAGACCUGUAUCUUAUUUCUGUUUCAAGACUUUUUUUGCAUACCGCCCUCAUAGGCAUCAGUUUCUAAUUGACUGUCAUUCUUUAAGUUAUUACAUUCAUGCAAAUUUCACUUGGAAAUAAAUGGCUUUUACUACUUGUACUAGCUGUAAUAUAAACGGUGGUAUUUGUAUUUAUUAUUGUGUUAUGGGAAUAAACGGAAAACAGAACAUG
Messenger RNA from Anneissia japonica, 2936 nucleotides. RefSeq names its product solute carrier family 35 member B1-like. Gene Ontology annotation, biological process: UDP-galactose transmembrane transport. Bases 198 to 1277 code for a protein of 359 amino acids. The transcript is spliced from 7 exons. Gene Ontology annotation, molecular function: UDP-glucose transmembrane transporter activity; UDP-galactose transmembrane transporter activity. NCBI's taxonomy places the organism in Eukaryota, Metazoa, Echinodermata, Crinoidea, Comatulida, Comatulidae. The record is from RefSeq and is a predicted model, not a curated record. Gene Ontology annotation, cellular component: endoplasmic reticulum membrane; Golgi membrane.